ACGAGGCGUUUCCGUUUCCGGUGGCUGGCGCUGGAGGUGGGCGAGGAGCUGCGGCGGCGGAGCUACGGGAGGCAGCAGCAGAAGCGGCCGCGCAGCCCGGCAGGCCGCACGCACCCGCCGACGGAGCCCCAGCCGGCCGGCCGGCGGUCAGCCACCCUACCAGGAGCAGAGACAUGAAGGCAGGCUGCCCCAUUGUGGAGAAACCAGAAGGAGGAGGAGGCUAUCAUUUCCCUGACUGGGCAUACAAGACUGAAUCCAGCCCAGGCUCCCGCCAGAUCCAGCUGUGGCACUUCAUCCUGGAGCUGUUGCAGAAGGAGGAGUUCCGGCACGUGAUCGCCUGGCAGCAGGGUGAAUAUGGGGAGUUCGUCAUCAAGGACCCAGACGAGGUGGCCCGGCUGUGGGGCCGGAGGAAAUGCAAGCCCCAGAUGAACUACGACAAGCUGAGCCGGGCUCUCAGGUACUACUACAACAAGCGGAUUCUGCACAAGACGAAAGGCAAGAGGUUCACCUACAAGUUCAACUUCAACAAACUCGUGAUGCCCAGUUACCCCUUCCUGAACAUCCGCCCCACUGGCGCCGUGCCACAGAGCGCUCCUCCGGUGCCCACGGCUUCGUCCCGCUUCCACUUCUCCCUGGAGGGCCAGUCGCCCAGCGAGGAUUCCCAGCCGGGCUGCUUCUCGGGCAGAGCCCUGGGGCCGCCGGGCCAGGAGGUGCUCAGCAAUGGCAGCGUGGAUGAGAAGGUGUCUCCGGCGCUGGAGCUGGACGGGGCGUCGCCGGAUUGGCACCGCAGAGUCGACCUCCUGGCCACCCGCAACACGGCAGCCGCCCCGGGCACCGUCGGCCACCCGAAGCGCAAGUCGGACCUGGUGCUGCCCAUCUUCGGCCGGGCCAGCCUCUACCCGGACGCCCACAGCCCCUUCACCGGGUCGCCCCUCCCUCCCCGUGGGGGGGUGCUCAACGUGCCCCUCUCCCCCGCCCUGUCACUGACCCCCACCCUCUUCUCCUACAGCCCCUCCUCGGCCAUGAGCCCCUUUGCGCCCGGUGGCAGCAGCUGUUUCUCCUUCAGCCCUGAGGAGAUGAAGCACUACUUGCACUCCCAGGCCUGCUCCGUCUUCAACUACCACCUCAGCCCCCGGACCUUCCCGCGCUACCCGGGCCUGAUCAUCCCACCCCUGACCUGCCAGCCGCCCCACGAGGAGCAGCCCCCCUUCCCCAUCAAGCUGCAGCCCCCACCCGCCGGGCGCAAACACCGGGAGCGCCACGAGAGCGAGGGGGGCGGCGGGCCACCUCCGUCGCCCCCCCAAAUCAAGCUGGAGAGGCCUUUGGAUGAGGAGCUUGGCAGCACCGACUCCCCAGAGAGGGUCCUGGUGGGGCGGGAGGAGAGUGAGGGCUCGGCCCCUCCACCCCGACGCCCGGAGCUGCCGCGGGAGAAGAGGCUCUUCCUGCAUCCGGCCGCCCCAGCGUGGCCUGGCAUUUCCGUGGUGCCCAGCCUGGCCAAGAAGCUCAAGCAGGAGGAAGGGGCCACUGAGAAGCCCCCCGCGCAGGAGCUCGGGUGGGAGCUGGGGGCCCUGGAGAAGAGGGAAGACGCUGUCAUGCCACCCAAGCUGCGCCUGAAGCGUCGCUGGAACGGGGACCGGCUGGCAGAAGCCCCCGAGGAGACCCCCAGCAGGAAGCCCUCCUGGACCGGCAGCCUGGACACGCCCCAUAUCCUGCUGGCCCCCAAGGCUGCGGUGGAUACUUAGGACAGGGAGGGGGACGUGGGGCGGCUCCGAGGUGUAAUGUAGCAAGGUUUUCCUGGCUGGGGGGGGGGCAGGAGGAGGUUGAGGAGGGCUUCACUAAACUUGCGGGGUGGGGGGGGUUGCUUUGUGUGUGUGUGUAUGCGUGUGCACGCGUGUGCAUUGCAGGUGAAAUGCAGUUUUUCAUGUCCCGAGGGAGGGGGACUCCUUGGCUUGCAAAGCCCCCUCCUGGGCCAUUUCUGUGUGGCCGAUGCAGCAGCAGUGCCUCCGAUGGACCCGCUCUUGUUUCUUUGGGGGGGGGGGUGGUGGUAGCCCUGGGGGCUUCUCUGAAUCUCUCUUGUUGCUUUCUGGGUGGUCUCCCUUCCCAGUCAGAGCCAGGCUUCUCUCACGCUUGUGGAGGACGGUGUGUUGGGAGACAGAAUUUGGGGUGGUGGGGGCUGGAACAUUGCACUGUCUUUCCAGUUUGGGAGGCAAGAUGAAGCCGACAGCCCGCGGAGGGCUUAGGGGGCUGGUGGGGUGCUGGCUUGGCGGCCUGCAGAGCGAUUUUCAGAAAUAUUGGGAGCGUGGGGGGUGGGGUGUUUUCACCUUUAAAAUAAUCUUUUUUGACUGUAGAAGAAGCCAUGGCAAUUUCUGCUCUUGAACCUUCAGGGAUGUGGAUGGGAAGUGAAACGGAGACCCAGAUGCCUUUAACGCAGCCCUUCCUUUACCCCCUUCCUUCCUUCCUUCCUUCCUUCCUUCCUUCCUUCCUUCCUUCCUUCCUUCCUUCCUUUUCUCAGCUCUGGCCUUUGAGGUGGGGGUCCUAGACAGAGGGAUUGGUGAGCUCCGAGGAGAAGGCAGCCCGGGGCGGCUGUGCCCUUUUGUGACUGCCUUACUGUGGCCCCUUUGCGAGAGCACCCCUUGAGGACUGGGGGGGGGCUGCCGAGUGGAGGGAGUAGACAGAAGGGGGGUUGGUGGCCUCAGUCAUGCCAGGCUCUUUCCUGGGGGCUCUUUGUGGCAGGCAGUCUCAAUGGGCCCCUUUCCCAGAAGGACUUAAGGAUUCCGUGGAGAUCGGGGAGGCUCUAAAUGGGGCUGCCCUCUGGACACCUAUUCUGUUUAUUGGAGGCUUCUGUGCAGUUCGUUUGUAGCAUGUGAAGAAAGCCAUUGAGUGACUUGUGGGGGGCACGGAGGGGGGGUCUCUCUGCGGUGGGUCUGGUGUCCGGUCAAAAGCUCUUCCCCCCUUGCUUCAGCUGCCCCUUGCAUGUCCAAACCUUAGAGCCUUUCUGCUUCGUGGGGGGAGGAGGGGAGGGGAGGGGCUCCCGGGGCCCCUUCCCCCCCAGAGGAAGGGGGCUGGCCGUGGGGCCCAAAACUCAGGAACUGAAACGUGACAGGCCUCCUUCACCUGGGAGGUGCACUCUUUCCUUCUAUUGAACCCAAGUGCCAGAAGGGGUGGGGUGGGGGGGUCACGGGGUGGGGGACGCCUGUGUUCUUUGGGGAGAGGCAGGGCUGGGGAUUGGAGGCUAGCACCCUUGCCACCUUGUGCCCAUUGCGAUCUUCGCCUCCGGGCUUUGGGGGUGGGGGGGCUCCCCUGCACUGAGAGCUGCGGUGCCUGUUCAGGGAUACGAGGGCUCAGCUCUAGGGUGCUCCAGGGGCGGGGGGGGAGGGGGCUGCCAAGAGCUUACCAACACCUGAGAUGUGCCUCCUUCCCCAGCCCCAGGCAGAGUCGGUGGGGGCAGCGAAGCCCCUUCCCCUGGCGCGCUGUGUUGAGGGGCAUCCGGGCCUGCCAGGCCAAACAGCUCCUUGUGCCAAAAACUGAAUCCGCUGCGCAGGGGGGCGGGGGGGCAUCGGCAUCCCGUCUGCCGCUAAUCAAGGAAGCAUUCAUACUUUGGGGAAAUUGUUUUGAUGUGUUGUAGCCAUAGAAAAUCUUAGGUGGGUUUUUGCCGAGGCCCCCCCUCCCUCACCAGGACAUAGUAGGGUGUGGGCAGGGGGGCUGCUGCUUCUGGCUGUUAAAAGGCUGACCAAAUGCCCUUGGCAAGGGUAUUUUCAGUGCGGGGGGGGGAACAGAGUUGGGGGCUAAAGACCCAGAAGCCCCCUGCUGCUGCAGACCCCUUGGCUCCCCCUUGGGGAGGUGGGGGGAGACGGUGUUCUGGGUUCCCCUCGGAUGGGAAGAAUUUACCUCGAGGGUGGGGUGGGGUGCGGGGACUUCUCUUCUACCCCUGCUUUGCUCUGUCUCCUUUUCUUUUGCGCCUUAGGGAUGUGGCUGGACUUAGGGAGGGAGAUCCGGUCUUUGGUUCGAGGGGCAUCCCAUUAGGUUAUUUUCUUAGGAAAAAAAAUUUCAACUUUAGAGUGUUAAAAAGUGGCAAAGUAUUUACUGAUCACUCCUUUAAUAAAAAAGAAAACAUUUUUUUCCAUGAGAUGGCCCUGACUGAAGAACUAAACACAGCGGGGCAGCAGUUCAUAGCUUGAGGUAUUUGUCCAUGUAAAGCAGGAUUAAAAUUGUGUCUAAAAAAAAUGUAAGUAGUCCUCAUGCUUUUGUGCAGUGCCUUUAGACGUUCCACUUUCUAUAAAGUCUUCAAAAAAAAAAACUUUGCAUAUAUAUUAUAUAUAUGAUGUAAUGUUAUAGAAAUAUAUGUAUAAUAUACAUAUUUUUUCCAGGGGUAUCUGAUAGCUCUGUAUUUUGUUAUGGAAGUUGAUAUGAGAUAUUUUACCUCAAAUUUUAAAAAAAAAAGUUAAAUAAACCUUUUAAGUAAG
Molecule: messenger RNA, 4463 nt
Organism: Ahaetulla prasina
Lineage: Eukaryota; Metazoa; Chordata; Lepidosauria; Squamata; Colubridae
Product: ETS translocation variant 3-like
Exons: 5
Coding region: 174-1742 (522 amino acids)
Biological process (GO): cell differentiation; regulation of transcription by RNA polymerase II
Cellular component (GO): nucleus
Molecular function (GO): sequence-specific DNA binding; DNA-binding transcription factor activity, RNA polymerase II-specific
Source: RefSeq, a predicted model, not a curated record